Molecule: messenger RNA, 4078 nt
Organism: Trichosurus vulpecula (common brushtail)
Lineage: Eukaryota; Metazoa; Chordata; Mammalia; Diprotodontia; Phalangeridae
Gene: IARS1
Product: isoleucyl-tRNA synthetase 1
Exons: 34
Coding region: 30-3884 (1284 amino acids)
Biological process (GO): isoleucyl-tRNA aminoacylation
Molecular function (GO): ATP binding; tRNA binding; isoleucine-tRNA ligase activity
Source: RefSeq, a predicted model, not a curated record
GCCUCCGGCCCGCCCUUCCGCUUCCGCUCAUGCUUUCCUCUGCUUGCAUCAUUCUGCCGGGCUCGCAGCCGCUGCCGGCUUGCGGCAGGAACAAGAUGGUCCAGCAGGUCCCAGAAAACAUCAGCUUUCCUGCUGAGGAGGAGAAAAUCUUGGAGUUCUGGGCGCGCUUCCAUUGUUUCAAGGAAUGCUUGAAGCAAUCCAAAAGCAGGCCCCGAUACACCUUUUAUGAUGGGCCUCCAUUUGCGACGGGGCUUCCUCACUAUGGACACAUCCUGGCGGGCACCAUCAAGGACAUCGUCACCAGAUACGCUCACCAGAGCGGAUUCCAUGUGGAAAGAAGAUUUGGCUGGGACUGCCAUGGCUUACCUGUGGAAUACGAGAUCGACAAGUCCCUGGGAAUCAAAGGACCAGAGGACGUGGCCAAGAUGGGUAUCGCCGAGUACAAUCGGCAAUGCAGAGGAAUCGUGAUGAGAUAUUCGGCCGAGUGGAAGGUCACUGUCUCCAGGCUGGGCCGCUGGAUCGACUUUGAGAAUGACUAUAAAACCCUCUACCCCGAGUUCAUGGAGUCAGUGUGGUGGGUAUUCCGACAGCUGUACGACAAAGGGCUGGUUUACCGGGGUGUGAAAGUGAUGCCCUACUCGACGGCCUGCAGCACUCCGCUCUCCAACUUUGAGUCCCACCAGAACUAUAAGGAUGUCCAAGAUCCUUCAGUCUUUGUCACUUUCCCUUUGGAGGAAGAUGAAUCUGUGUCUUUGGUUGCAUGGACUACCACACCCUGGACUCUGCCCAGUAACCUGGCCCUCUGUGUGAAUCCGGAUCUUCAGUAUGUGAAGCUUCAAGAUGCCACCACAGGGAGGAUCCUGAUCCUUAUGGAAGCCAGAUUGGUGGCUAUGUACAAGUCAGAGAGCGACUACGUGAUCCUUGAGAGGUUUCCUGGCAUUUCUCUCAAAGGCAAGCGCUACAAGCCGCUCUUUGAGUAUUUUGUGAAGUAUAAAGAAGAUGGAGCCUUCACCGUGCUGGUGGAUAACUACGUGAAGGAGGAGGAGGGCACUGGAGUUGUGCACCAGGCUCCAUACUUUGGGGCGGACGAUUACCGAGUCUGCAUAGACUCCAAGAUUAUCCAGAAAGACUCUGUCCUCAUUUGUCCCGUCGAUGCCUCCGGCUGCUUCACAUCCGAGGUCACUGACUUUGCCGGGCAGUACGUGAAGGACGCUGAUAAGAACAUCAUCCGGGCCCUCAAGGAGCGAGGCCGACUGCUUCUCGCUGGCACCUUCAGCCACAGCUACCCCUUCUGCUGGAGGUCUGACACGCCGCUCAUUUACAAGGCCGUCCCAAGCUGGUUUGUCAGAGUGGAACACAUGGUGGACAGACUUCUGGAGAACAAUGACCAGUGUUAUUGGGUUCCCGAGUUUGUAAGGGAAAAGCGCUUUGGAAAUUGGCUCAAAGAUGCACGUGACUGGGCCAUCUCCAGAAACAGAUACUGGGGCACUCCGAUCCCGCUGUGGGUCAGCGACGACUUGGAAGAGGUGGUCUGCGUCGGGUCAGUGGCUGAGCUGGAAGACCUGACGGGAACUAAGGUCUCGGAUCUCCACAGGGAGAGCGUCGACCACCUGACGAUCCCGUCCCGCCGGGGGAAGGGCCCCUUGCACCGUGUGCCUGAGGUCUUUGACUGCUGGUUUGAGAGCGGGAGCAUGCCCUACGCCCAGGUCCACUACCCCUUCGAGAACAGGCGGGAGUUUGAGGAAGCCUUCCCUGCCGAUUUCAUUGCCGAAGGCAUUGACCAGACACGCGGAUGGUUUUACACUCUGCUGGUGCUGGCCAGUGCGCUCUUCGGGAAGCCUCCCUUCAAGAACGUGAUAGUGAACGGGCUGGUCCUGGCCAGUGAUGGCCAGAAAAUGAGCAAACGAAAGAAGAAUUACCCUGAUCCCAUGUCGAUCAUCAGCAGAUACGGAGCCGAUGCCCUGCGGCUGUACCUCAUUAACUCCCCUGUGGUCCGAGCAGAGAACCUGCGAUUUAAAGAGGAGGGGGUCCGAGACGUCCUCAAAGAUGUCCUCCUCCCAUGGUACAAUGCCUACCGCUUUCUCAUUCAGAAUAUCCUUCGCCUUCAUAAGGAGGAGGAGGUGGAGUUCCUUUAUAACGAGAACACCGUGAAGGAGAGCAGUAACAUCACUGACCGCUGGAUUCUGUCCUUCAUGCAGUCCCUCAUUGGGUUCUUUGAGGUCGAGAUGGCGGCUUACCGACUGUAUACGGUGGUGCCACGGUUAGUCAAGUUUGUGGAUCUAUUGACCAACUGGUAUGUCCGAAUGAACCGCCGGCGGCUCAAGGGUGAAAAUGGGACACACGAUUGUGUAAUGGCCUUAGAGACUUUAUUUAGCAUUCUGUUCUCCCUGUGUAAACUGAUGGCCCCCUACACUCCUUUUCUCACUGAGCUGAUGUACCAGAACCUGAAGACCCUUAUUGACCCAGCCUCGGUCCAGGAGAAGGACACACUGAGCAUUCACUACCUCAUGCUUCCUCAUGUCCGAGAGGAUCUGAUUGACAAGAAGACCGAGAACGCCGUCUCCAGGAUGCAGUCUGUCAUCGAACUGGGCCGAGUCAUCCGGGACCGCAAGACGAUUCCAAUCAAGUAUCCUCUGAAGGAGAUAGUGGUCAUCCAUCAAGAUCCUGAGGCCCUUAAUGACAUCAGAGCUCUGGAGAAGUAUAUCCUGGAGGAGCUGAAUGUUCGGCAGGUGACCUUGUCUACAGAUAAAAAAAAGUAUGGCAUCCAGCUGAGAGCAGAGCCUGACCACAUGGUCCUAGGCAGGCGCCUGAAAGGGGCCUUCAAGGCUGUGAUGGCAUCCAUCAAAGAGCUGACCAGCGAGCAGCUGGAGCAGCUGCAACAGACGGGUUCCCUCGUCGUGGACGGGCACGAGCUUCACACAGAAGACAUCCGCCUGCUGUAUACCUUUGACCAGUCCUCGUCUCAAUAUGAAGCACAUUCGGAUGCCCAGGUCCUGGUGCUCCUGGAUGUCACCCCUGAUCAGAGCAUGGUCGAUGAAGGCAUGGCCCGAGAGGUCAUCAACCGCAUUCAGAAGCUCCGAAAGAAGUGCAAUCUGGUCCCCACGGACGACAUCACCGUGUACUACAGGUGCCCCUCUAAAGGAGACUACUUGGACACCAUCAUCCAGACUCAUACGGACUUUAUCUUGGCCACCAUCAAGGCUCCCCUCAAACCCUAUCCGGUGCCACCGUCGGACAAGGUGCUCAUUCAAGAACUGACCCAGUUAAAGGGCUCUGACCUGGAAAUCACCCUCACUGGAGGCUCGCCUCCCCGUGCAGCUCCACUUGCUCCGGCCUGUGCUUAUGUCAAUCUGAAUGUCUGUGUCAAUGGUAAAGAGCGAGGCGGGGUCCUGCUCCUCGAGAACCCCAAGGGAGAUCACCAGCUCGACCUCCCAAAACUUAAGAGCGCCAUUGGCAGCAUCUUUGACCUUCGCGCCCGGGAGCUGGCUGUUUUCCACGGAAAAACAGAAGUCGUCAGUAAAACCGACUUGCUGACCCUGAGUGGGAAGACUCUGUGUGUGACGUCAGGACCCCCCCCAGCAGCAGUCGAGAACCCUGAUGUUCUCUGCAGCUUCCUCAAUCUGCAGCUGCUGAACGCCAAGCCACAAGAGUGUCUGGUGGGACAGGUGGGCACGCUGCUCCUGGAGAACCCGCAGGGCCAGAAGCACCUGACGUACCAGGGCCUGCUGCGGGAAGCCGCCAGAGUGUUUGGCCUGCGUGGACGGAGGUUCAGGCUCUUCCUGAAUGAGGCCCAGACCCAGGAAAUCACGGAAGAUGUCUCGAUGAAGUCACUGAACACGCAGACGGUGUACGUAGAUGUGUUACCCACCACCGCUGAAUGCUGACUACCCCUUCCUGAUGCUGCUUCCCCAGGCGCGUCUGAGCGGUUACCACUUGAGGACUGGCGCCCCUGACCCCGCCUUACCUCCAGCCUCCGCCAGACCCGGCGCUUCCCUGCUACCCAGCGGCUGGGGGGGCUUUGGGGGUGUCGGCGCCCCCAGGACUUUGGCCAAUAAAUGUGAUCCCCUUCUAGAAGUCA